Dunckerocampus dactyliophorus (ringed pipefish) is the source of this 758-nucleotide messenger RNA. Its product is annotated as lysozyme g-like. Gene Ontology annotation, cellular component: extracellular region. Gene Ontology annotation, biological process: peptidoglycan catabolic process; defense response to Gram-positive bacterium. The transcript has 6 exons. Bases 140 to 694 code for a protein of 184 amino acids. Gene Ontology annotation, molecular function: lysozyme activity. NCBI's taxonomy places the organism in Eukaryota, Metazoa, Chordata, Actinopteri, Syngnathiformes, Syngnathidae. The record is from RefSeq and is a predicted model, not a curated record.
GAGUGAACGUACAAUAUAAAAGCGGAAACAGAGCUGGGAGAAGACUGCAGGAGGCUGACUGUCUGCAAGACACGCUGAACACUGACGAGACAGAACCAAGCACAAGUGGAGAGAACCACGUACAAGAAGACUAAGGACAAUGGAUUACGGGGACAUCAUGAAGGUUGAAACAACAGGUGCAGGGAAGAAAACAUCUGGACAGGACCAGCUGAGUUUCACGGGUGUGGCAGCAUCUCAUGCCAUGGCACAAACAGAUCUGUCCAAAAUGAACAAUUACAAGAUCAACAUCACCAAAGUGGGAGAGGAAACGGGACUUGAUCCUGCUAUUAUUGCUGGCAUCAUCUCCAGAGAAUCCCGGGCUGGGAAUGCACUGACGGAUGGCUGGGGAGACAAUGGUAAUGCCUGGGGCCUCAUGCAGGUUGAUAAGAGGUAUCACACGCUACAAGGUGCAUGGAACAGCGUGGAACACCUCCAUCAAGGCACGAAGAUCUUGAUUGGUUUCAUAAAUGAAAUUAAAAAAAAGUUUCCUAACUGGACUGCAGAACAACAACUCAAAGGUGGGAUAGCCUCCUACAACUUUGGCACCAAAAAUGUGCAAACCUUGGGUGGAAUGGAUAGGGGCACCAGUGGUGAUGACUAUUCCAGCGAUGUCGUGGCCAGGGCUCAGUGGUACAAAACCAACAGAGUCUUUUAGGAGCGACAACAAGGCAAUGAAGAAAGCCCUCCUCAACACUCAAUAAACAUCACGCAAAGUAAAA